Messenger RNA from Sphaerodactylus townsendi, 2765 nucleotides. RefSeq names its product clathrin interactor 1 (gene CLINT1). NCBI's taxonomy places the organism in Eukaryota, Metazoa, Chordata, Lepidosauria, Squamata, Sphaerodactylidae. The transcript has 7 exons. The record is from RefSeq and is a predicted model, not a curated record. The coding region runs from base 1 to 1293 and encodes 430 amino acids.
AUGCUCAUCUGCCACACUCUUUUUAUUGAUCCUUUAUCUGAGCAAUAUACUCUUUAUUUUUGCAGUGAUAGUGAUGAGGAAAAGAGGUCCAGAAGAGGUAAAUCCCCAAAAGGUGAAUUUAAAGAUGAAGAGGAGACAGUGACAACAAAACAUAUUCAUAUUACGCAAGCUACAGAGACCACCACCACAAGACACAAACGCACAGCAAAUCCUUCCAAAACCAUUGAUCUAGGAGCAGCUGCACAUUACACAGGGGACAAAGCAAGUCCAGACCAAAAUUCUGCAACUCACACACCACAGUCAACAGCAAAGGUUCCUGGCAGCAAAUCAUCCAGUGACCUGGUGGAUAUUUUGUUUGAUGGUGCUGAUCAGUCAGUCUCAACAGGUGGAUCCACUGACCCCUUUGGAGGGUUUGCUGACUUCAGCUCUGGGAGUUGUCCCCCCUCACAAGCUGCAAGUGGGAAUGGAGAGUUUGGUGACUGGAGUGCCUUCAACCAAGCCCCUUCCACUGGAGAGAUCUUCAGUGGCCCUGCUCAACCAGCUGUUGAGCUCUUUGGUAGCCCUGCUCAGCCAAGUCUUGGCCAGCCUCCAACAGCUUCAAAUUCUGCUGACCUCUUUGAUUUGAUGGGUUCCUCCCAAGCCACCAUGACCUCCUCCCAAAGCAUGAAUUUCUCUAUGACAGGUUCUAAUACUGUCAGCCUGAAUCUACCCAUGUCAAGAUCACAGCCCUUGCAAAAUGUUAACCCGAUGAUACAGAAGCCUAACCCACUUUAUAAUCUGGGCACUGAGAUGGUUCAAAAGAAUGCAAGCAAAACUCUUCCAUCGACCUGGUCAGACCCUAGUGUAAAUAUCAGUUUGGACAAUUUAGUUCCUGGUAUGCAGCCUUCUAAGCCUCAGCAACCCUCACUGAAUACAAUGAUUCAGCAACAAAGUAUGCAACAACCCAUGAAUGUGAUGAGUCAAAGUUUUGCAGCCUUGAGUCUCAACUCACCACCCAGCAUGAUGCCUGUUCGACCUCCAGCAAACCCAUUGAUGGGAGGGCCUGUUCCCAUGGGAAUGGGAGUGCCCACUGCGAUGACUGGCACAAUGGGCAUGGCUUCAAUGGGAGGCACAUCAAUGAUGAACCAGGGAAUGAUGGGAAUGAAUGUGAACAUGACCAUGCCUUCUUCUGGAAUGGGUUUGCCAGGCACAAUGGGCGGGGUUCCUAACAUAACUAUGGCCUCUGCCCUGUCUCCUGGAACUGUGCAACCUAAGCAAGAUGCCUUUGCAAAUUUUGCCAAUUUUAGCAAAUAGAUUGUAAAAUCAGUCAGAGUGAAUGAAGGAUUUUAGCUGCACAAAUAAAGCUGGGGUAAGGGUUGAAAAUGCUGAUCAUUUUUUUCCUUUUGCUUUUAUCACUUGCUUUCAAGAAGCCCACAUAAAGAACCCAAAGGUUAUUUUGUAAACUCUGAAACUACUAUUAUUCAAGUUUUAGUGAGCUUCAAGGUUCUUCCAGUGAAAUGAAUCAAAUAGCUGAAAUAGCUGAUAUUGUUCUGACAAGACUAUUAAAAUCCUUUCUCGAAGGCAGAACCAGUUUUAAUUUUGAAACUUGUGGAAAGUCUGGGAUUUGAGGAAGGGGCUGGGUGAAUAUGUGUGAAUCUAAUUUUAUACUUGAUUUCUUUUUUCUCUCUUGGAAUCUGUUUAUCACAAUUGGAUCCGUUCCUUUUUCUGCCACUGAGUCAAAUUUGAAGUCAAAGUAUGCAGAUCAGUUUUUUAUAAGAAUAUAUAUUUUUGUCCAAAAAAUGGCUUACAUAUGUGGUUGUGGCUAAUUCAAAGAGACCUGGAAUGUAUAUAUACUUUUGCUACUCUUCCAGCAACACUCCUAUACUAUCCAAAUUUUUAUUAUAGACUUCUUUAAGCAAUUUGCUGAUGGGUAAGUUUUGUGCAGUUUCCUUCUUCUUUCUCCUGUCAUAUCCAAUGCAGAACUGGUACAAGCUUCAUUCGGAGCUGCUAUGUGGUUUCUGUUCAGAGAACUUAAGAGAAAACUUAUGUAUAUAUAUAUAUAUAUAUGUAUACAUACAUACAUAUAUAUAUGUAUAUAACUAUAUGGUUGGGAUUUCUUUGCAAUGUUACUUUUCUACAGUCCUACUUCACUGAUGAUUGGCAUAUUUCAAAUUACGGUUUACACGGUUACACGAUCACGGUUACACCUCUGUCAGUCAAAAGGCAAACUCUUUUAUUUGGGGGAGGGGGGGCUUUCCAAAAGAAGAAGUAACUGCACCUUUUAAGUUAACUGUAAACACCUCAAAACCACUUGUUGAUACAACAACAUUGGAUUUUAGAUUUAUAUACUUGGAGACUUCAUUUCUCUUAUGUAAAUAUGGCCUUAGCAAUUGCGGAAUCCAAUAGAGAGAAAUUAAAUACAUAUAUAUAUAUAUAUAUAUAUAAAUAUAUAUAUAAUUAAAGGAAACCUGUACCAGGCAGAUUUUAUGGAUUAAUGAAAACAAAGGAAAUGAACGACUGAAUAAAAGCUUUUUUUCCUUUUUCUACUGUAAUUCUGCAUCUAGGUUCACACACAAAUCAUGAUUUUAGUCUGGGAUGCAGAGUUUCAGUUUCUGUUCACAAGCCGGAGCUGCUAUUGAGAAUAAGUACUAUACUCUAGGUAUGAAAUUGUAUUGCCUCCCCUUUCUUACUUGGAUUUUUUAUUAUUAUUAAAUUGAUACAACUUUAUUUCCAUUGUAUUCAUAAUGUUCUGUUAUACAUAACAUUAAAGUGUUCAUUAAAAACUA